Messenger RNA from Metarhizium brunneum ARSEF 3297, 819 nucleotides. RefSeq names its product Disulfide-bond oxidoreductase YghU (gene yghU). Lineage: Eukaryota; Fungi; Ascomycota; Sordariomycetes; Hypocreales; Clavicipitaceae. The record is from RefSeq and is a predicted model, not a curated record.
AUGGCCGCCAAAACCGACAUUGUGCUCUACACAGCUUCGACGCCCAAUGGCAUCAAGGCAUCGAUUGCGCUCGAGGAGCUCGGGCUCCAGUACAAAGUAAGCCAACCGUCUCCGCGAGACAAAAGCGCAGACAAGGAGGACAGCGGCUCACAGCGGCAGGUGCACGCGAUUAAAAUGAUGGAAAACGAGCAAAAGGAGCCGUGGUUCCUCGACAUCAACCCCAACGGGCGCAUCCCCGCCCUGACGGACACGCUGGACGGCAACAAGAUCCGCGUGUUUGAGAGCGGCGCCAUCCUCGAGUAUCUCGUGGACCGGUACGACAAGGACCACAAGAUUUCGUAUCCCCGGGGCACAGCAGAGCACUGGGAGGUGACAAGCUGGCUCAUGUGGCAGAUGGGCGGCCUGGGCCCGAUGCAAGGCCAGUCCAACCACUUCAAGCGAUACGCCCCCGAGAAGAUCGAAUACGGAAUCAACCGCUACGGCAACGAGACGCGCCGCCUCUACCGCACCAUGGAGGACCACCUCGCCAAGUCGCCGCACGGGUUCCUCGUCGGCGACCGCGUCACCGUCGCCGACAUUUCAUGCUGGGGAUGGGUCGCUUCGCACACCUGGGCGGGCGUCUCGCUCGACGAGUUCCCCCAUCUCGACAAGUGGCUCAAGACGCUGCUGCGGCGGCCUGGCUUCGAAAGGGGCCGCCACGUGCCGAAUCCGCAUACCGCCUUUGACAACGACGGCCUGACGGAGGAGGAGCUCGACACAAAGGCCGAGGGGGCCAGGAACUGGGUGCAGGGCGGCAUGAAGGCCGACGCGCAGAAAUGA